AGAGAGAGAGAGAGAGGGAGGGAGAGAGAGAUAUGUCAGCUGGUCUAAAGGAGCAGUGUGAGAGAGAAGUACGUAUGGACGUGUGCAAAUGUGAGUGCGCGUCCUUAUUUGUGUGUGUGCGUGAGUGCGAGUGCGUAUGUGUGAGAGGGGGCGGCGGCGGGGGGACAAGGUGAAGACUACAAAGUGCGGAGGGUUCAGUUUUGUCGGGGUGGGUGGGGGUGUUUUCGGUGCUGUGGGUUAAGACACUUCUGCGUGGACCGUCCAGACGUGGACAGUCGAAGCGCGCCGGCUGCUCCAGAGCUGCUCUCAUUACCAUAGAGACUCGGCUGUGUGUUUUUUUUUUUAUUGGAGCUCCUCCUGCUCACUCGGAACGAACACGGUGACACCGACUUGUUUUUGAUUCUACACAAGAAAACCCCCAAAAAAUCAUUUCACUGCACGCGUGCUGCAGGGUGCUGGUGGAAUCAGUGGUUGUCCUCUCCGACACUGGGAACACUGACGGAACAACAUGGCCUUAGCGGGAUGUCCUGACUACUUCAUACGACACCCAAACUACCAGGAGAGCAUGGAUCGCACAUCCAGUCGUUGUCCUGAGGAGCUGAUUGUUCCAGGCUUUCAGCGUUCGGCCAAUCAGGAUUUGCCACAUCAGCAUGAUGAUGACGUGGACCUGGAGCAGCUGGUGAAUGACAUGAACUCGUCCAUCGAGAACGUGUACUCUGCCCAGGAUGACACCGCGCUGCUCUUGAGCAACGGUCACAUGCACACGCCAAACUACCACCACCAAAACCAGCCCAGGGUGCAUGUGCACCACGCCGCACAGAGCCAAGCGCAGCGCCGACAGACUGCGGCCGGGCCGCCUUCCUCUUCGUCCAGGGACAGGCUGCGUCAGUCUCAGCCCAUGCACAUUCAGGCUGUCAGGUGCUUGCAGGAACAGCAGCAGCUUCGCCCAGCCUCACUUCCUGCCAUUCCUAACCCUUUCCCCGAGCUGUGCAGUCCAGGAGGCUCCCCUGUUUUCAGCCCAAUCCAGAACUGUGACAACCAUAUAGUUAAGGUGUGGAGCGAGGAUGGGGCUGGGAAAGUUUUGGAGGUUCCCGCAGACAUGACGGCAAGGGACAUGUGUCAGCUCCUGGUCUACAAGAGCCACUGUGUGGAUGACAGCGCCUGGACGCUGGUGGAGCACCACCCCAUCCUUGGCCUAGAGCGAUGUCUGGAAGACCACGAGGUGGUGGUUCAGGUUCAAGCCUCCAUGAGCACCGACAGCAAAUUCCUCUUCAGGAAGAACUAUGCCAAAUAUGAAUUCUUCAGGAACCCCUUGAACUUUUUUCCAGAGCAGAUGGUAGCUUGGUGUCAGGAGUCUGACGGCUCCAUCCCUCAGUCGCAGCUCUUACAGAACUUUCUGAACUCCAGCAGCUGCCCAGAGAUCCAGGGUUUUUUGCACAUAAAGGAUCCCGGACGGAAGUCGUGGAAGAAACUCUACAUGUUCCUGCGACGUUCUGGUCUUUACUAUUCAACCAAAGGGACGUCUAAGGAGCCCAGACAUCUGCAGCUGCUCUCAGAUCUGGAGGAGAGUAACAUGUUCACCAUCAUCACUGGCAGGAAACUUUACAAUGCCCCCACGGACUUCCAGUUCUGCAUUAAGCCCAGCAAAGGAAGAGGGGACUUCAAGGAGCUGAAGAUGCUGUGUGCGGAGGACGAACAGAGCAGGACCUGCUGGAUGACGGCCUUCAGACUGCUCAAAUUUGGCAUCGUACUGUAUCAGAGCUACAACAUCCCCCAGCAGAGGAAGUCUAACCUACAGCCUUUCUCAGCGCCUGUGCGGAGUGUAUCUGAGAACUCCCUGGUUGCCAUGGACUUCUCAGGACGGACUGGCCGCGUCAUCGACAACCCUGUGGAGGCUCAGAGUGCCGCCUUAGAGGAGGGACAGACCUGGAGGAAACGCAGUCAGCGCAUGAAUGUCCUGGGCAGCCCCAGCCCUCUGCAUACGUCCUCCCUGAGCACAGUGAUCCACAGGACACAGGUGUGGUUUCACGGUCGCAUCAUGAGAGAUGAAGCCCACAGAAUGAUCACUCAGCAAGGUCUAGUCGACGGGUUGUUCCUGUUGCGGGACAGCCAGAGUAAUCCCAAAGCCUACGUCCUCACCUUGUGCCACCACCAGAAGAUCAAGCACUUCCAGAUUCUACCGUUGGAGGAGGACGGUCAGGUGUUCUUCAGCCUCGACGACGGCGCCACCAAGUUCACCGACCUGAUCCACCUGGUGGAGUUCUACCAGCUGAACAGAGGGGUGCUGCCCUGCAAGCUCAAACAUCCCUGCACCACUGUUGCCUUGUGACAUCCCCCCCCA
Messenger RNA from Cynoglossus semilaevis (tongue sole), 2341 nucleotides. RefSeq names its product growth factor receptor-bound protein 10a (gene grb10a). The coding region runs from base 509 to 2329 and encodes 606 amino acids. The transcript is spliced from 18 exons. Lineage: Eukaryota; Metazoa; Chordata; Actinopteri; Pleuronectiformes; Cynoglossidae. Gene Ontology annotation, molecular function: insulin receptor binding. Gene Ontology annotation, biological process: insulin receptor signaling pathway; negative regulation of insulin receptor signaling pathway; negative regulation of Wnt signaling pathway. The record is from RefSeq and is a predicted model, not a curated record.